AUGGAGGGAGAUCAGAGCAACGGCAGUAAUAGUGACAGUACCAACUUGGAUACGGCUAAGGCAGAGAGAUCGGUGUGGCUGAUGAAGUGCCCAGUGGUGGUGUCGAAGUCAUGGCAGUCCCAUACUUCGUCCUCUGAUUCUCAGCCUGUCGCCAAGGUCGUCGUCUCUCUCGAUCCUCUCCGUUCCGAAGACCCCUCUUCCCUCCAGACCCUGCGAAUCAUUUGUUUGAGCUAUCUGACAUCUUUCCUGAAUGGCAAUCAGUUCACAAUGGAGACGGCUGGCAAUGGGGUUGGAAACAUGCCCAAGACUUAUUCUUUGAAUAUGUUCAAAGACUUUGUUCCAAUGUGCGUUUUUGGGGAAACACAUCAUGGUAAUGUUUAUUUUCGUUUUUCAUCUUUCAUUUUGUAG
Ilex paraguariensis (yerba mate) is the source of this 408-nucleotide messenger RNA. The record is from the annotation of a GenBank genome assembly. Lineage: Eukaryota; Viridiplantae; Streptophyta; Magnoliopsida; Aquifoliales; Aquifoliaceae.